CCCGGCUCGGGGGCGCGGGGCGCGGGGCGCGGGGACAGGGGCUCGGGCGCUGCUCGGAUGCCGCCCUGCGACCGCCUGGCUCUGAUCCUCCAUGCUGCCGCGGUUGUGGAAUGCAAAAGCCAGGACAUGAUGGAAACAGGACCUGAAGAUCCUUUCAGGAUGCCGGAGGAAAGUUCCCCCAGACGGACCCCACAGAGCGUUCCGUACCAGAACUUGCCUCACCUGGUCAAUGCCGACGGGCAGUACCUCUUCUGCAGGUACUGGAAACCUCCAGGCACACCCAACCCCUAGGGAUAAGACGACUGCUAAGCCCUGGAGAGCCUUUGUGCAAAUGAGGAAAAGGAGUCCUCCCAGGCAGACCCAGCCCCUCAGGGCCCUCAUCUUUGUGUCCCAUGGAGCUGGGGAGCACUGCGGCCGCUAUGAUGAGCUGGCUCAGAUGCUGGUGGGGCUGGAGCUGCUGGUGUUUGCCCACGACCAUGUUGGCCAUGGACAGAGCGAAGGGGAAAGGAUGGUGGUGUCUGACUUCCACGUUUUCAUCAGGGACGUGUUACAGCACGUGGAUUUCAUGCAGAAAGACUACCCAGGGCUUCCUGUCUUCCUUCUGGGCCACUCCAUGGGAGGUGCCAUCGCCAUCCUCACAGCCGCGGAGAGGCCGAGCCACUUCUCUGGCAUGGUCCUGAUUUCACCUUUGGUUCUUGCCAAUCCUGAGUCUGCAACAACUUUCAAGGUCUUGGCUGCGAAGGUUCUCAACCUUGUCCUUCCAAACAUGUCCCUGGGCCCAAUCGACUCCAGCGUGCUCUCUCGGAAUAAGACGGAGGUGGACCUCUAUAAUUCGGACCCCCUCAUCUGCCGGGCAGGCCUGAAGGUGUGCUUUGGCAUCCAGCUGCUCAACGCUGUCACUAGAGUGGAGCGGGCCCUCCCCAAGCUGACCUUGCCCUUCCUGCUGCUCCAGGGCUCCGCCGACCGCCUUUGUGACAGCAAAGGGGCCUACUUGCUCAUGGAGUCCGCCAAGAGCCAGGACAAGACACUCAAGAUUUAUGAAGGUGCCUACCACGUCCUCCACAAAGAGCUUCCUGAAGUGACCAACUCCGUUUUCCGCGAAAUAAACAUGUGGGUCUCCCAAAGGAUAGGGGCGGCGGCGGGAACGGGGUCCCCACCCUGAGCACAGCGGCUGCGUGGCCGGCCCACGGUCGGGGAAGUGGGCAGAGGAGGCAGAGGUGGGCUUCUCACCUGUGGCUCGCCAGGGGGAGGGGGGAGGACAUCACAAAUUGGAGGAAUCCCUAGCACAAUGUACUUAAAAAAAAAAAAAAGAAGACAUCCUGUCUGCUCCUGGAUCUACGUUAAGGGGUAGACACUUUAUGCAAAAACAGAGCAGGGUCCCAGGCAGUGUCCCAGGGAGGGAAUGUGCUCAGACGUCCUUCAAGCCGAGCAAGCCUCUGCCCUGCCUUUCCUGGCCCCCACGAGGCUCCCAGCAAUUCCUGGUGUGCCUCAGACACCCGACUGCAAUAACUGGAGGAGCCUCCCUGAUGCCCUCCGCUCCGGCCCCCACUCCAGGACCUCCCCGCCUGGCCCCGCUCCGUGGCCUUUUGCCGUGGGACUAGGUGGCAGGUGGCAGCCCCCCUGGGCACACCCAUGUGCCCUCCGAUGCCCAGGAACUGCCUGGGACCCCCUCGGCCCGAGGAGCCACCCAUGACCCACAUCAGCUCCUCGUUGGCCUGGAGCUGGACUGCGGGACAGGAUGAGGCUUGGCCCAGAAGGAGUACAGGCAGGCAACCCCUCCAACCUGCCGGGCCGCCUGCCACUGCCCACCGAGUGCUUUACGUGUUCAGAGGCUGCCUUUCCUGGCGAGACUACUUUUACCCAACACUAUGAGAGGGCAGUUGUGUUGAAGGUGAAGUGUCUAAUAUAUAAUGUAUAUUCUAAAGCAGAGAUUAUUUGGGUGGGUGGGUGGGACCAACGGAGGCUUGAAGGCACUGCAGCCCGAUGCCCCCGCCCAGGACGGGGACGGGCCAGCCGCAGGGCCCUGUGUCAAGGCGCUAGGGUGCAGCCCCUGUAAGCAGGGCCCCGGGGCCCCCACAGUGGGCGGUGACAGGCCCGUCUUUGUCCUGGCCUGCCUGGGCCCAUGGCCACCCUGGAAGCCUCUGUGCUGGGGGCACAGCUACCUCUGGUGGCAAAAGAGGAGAGUCCCGGCCCAGUGGCCCAGCCCAGGGCUGCAGGCCCCAGAGACCACAGCAGAAUGGGCCGCGAGGCUGGCAGGGGCCAACCUUUGCCAGCAGAGGGCCCGGCAGCGCCUGACCUGCCAUUGUCAGGUGCCAACCCCAGCCUGCCCGCCCUUGGCACCAGCAAUAAAUGGGGCUCACAGCCCACUGUGGGAGGACUUCCACUUCCACACGGGACUGUUGUUACCUCACGAGGCUCCUUGGGGGCAGACAGGACCCCGGGUGGGGGUGGAACUGCUAAGGGGCACCUGCUCAGCCCACAGGGUGCAGUCGGGGGCCUCCAGGCUCCGGUGAGGCGGCCGCUCCCUUGCCAGGCCCUCUGUGACCUUGGAGGCUGGGAGUGGGGGCUUCACCGCACCCUGUUGUUCUGGGGCUUGCUCUGGGUCCCCAGAGACGGGAGGCCCUCUGGCUCUCCUUCCAGGGGCCCUCGCCACAGCACAGUAUAGCCCAGAGCUGGUCCUUCUCCGGUGGUCGGACCCUGGCCCCCAGUGGAAAGUCAUGCCGGCCUGGGGGCCGAGAUUUGUGCUCUCCUGGCCCUCUAGUGGGGGUCGGGGCCCACGGCCCCACAGGGAGAGGCCCUCAUGGCCCCAUCUGACUUCUCUGGCUCCUCCUUGGAGGAGAAAAAUGUAAAAAACACCCUGAGAGAGGAGGUCAGCCCCUGCCUGUUCAAACGGGCCUCCGUGUGAAUGUUUCUGCUCCUCAGCAGAGGGAAAGCAGAAAUGCCACCCAGAAAGGCCCCAGACCUCAAGACGCCCCUGAAGCCAGAUCUGGAAUUCUCGCCCAGGGCUGUGCUGGCCCGGACCCUGCAAUCGCCGUGCCUCCUGCCCCUGCCACCGCUCCAGAAGCACCUGCCGGCUCGGCCACUUCCCAAAUUAAAUAGCAGGCACGUGGUUUGACCAGGAAUCAUUCGGAUGCAUGAAUUUAUUUCUAUGAAAGCUCUGACAGAGACGAAUUCAGUCCCAUCUACAGGUCUGGUUAAGGGUCAAAAAAUUGCUGUGUUAAAAAGAACUAUUUGGAGGCAGGACUGUCUCCUAAUGCAGGAGGGGCGGAACGUUGCUGUGCCACCUGCUGAGUGGGAGCAGGAAGGUGUGGGGGCCAGACACCAGCUGUGUCCGGAGUCCCACGAGGGGCCACAGCGCGGCCGCGGGCCCGCCCGUCCCGGGGAGCCGUACAAGCCUCCAGCUGAGUUCAUGCUCCACGCUGACGCUCAGAGCUUCCAAGCUAUGCUUCACCACGACAAGGUCGUGGCCCGGCCUUCAGGCACCAGGAGAUGCGGCUGACCCGAGCCCUGCCCGGGGAACGGACCUGUGGGGAGGCAGACGCAGCCCCUUCCCCUGGAACUCGGAGGCCGUGCUGGUCCGUAGGGAAAUGAGGUUCACGCCCGAUGGUCUUCCUAGGCCUUGAUGCCACCUGCGGUGGGAAGGGGAGUACAGCUCCUCUCAGGGAGGGGGGCGGAUGGCCACGGGCACCCAGUGAGAGCCCCAAAGGAUGCCAGGAAAACCCACCAGCUCUGCUCUGCACCCGGGGCAAGGUCCCACACUACCUUUUCUUUCACCAAUCACUAACAUAAACCCUUUGGGGUCACCAUGAUUUUCUAAGCAGUUUGCCAGUUAUUGUCUCUGCAGCUCAGCCGCAUCCCUACAUAUGUACCAUUACGGGGACUCGUGAUGGGUUCAGAACUAUCAAAGGAACCAUGUAUGCCACAGCUAAUCCGAAUAAAACAGAUGUUUUCUGCA
Messenger RNA from Canis lupus familiaris (dog), 3955 nucleotides. It is a transcript of the gene MGLL, whose product is annotated as monoglyceride lipase. Lineage: Eukaryota; Metazoa; Chordata; Mammalia; Carnivora; Canidae. Gene Ontology annotation, molecular function: lipase activity. The transcript has 9 exons. Gene Ontology annotation, cellular component: membrane. The coding region runs from base 230 to 1162 and encodes 310 amino acids. The record is from RefSeq and is a predicted model, not a curated record.